AUGGACGGACCUGAUCAAAUCGGUCCCGACUUGCGACCCAAACGGUCCUGGCGAGACAAGACCAGGCGCAUCAUCAAGACCUUCACUACCAGAGAGGGACUUGUCGGAGAUUACGAUUAUGCCUACCUCUUUACCCCGAACAUCCCCUUCCUCAACAGGGGUCGGAAAUCCGCUCCAUUCUUUGGUCUGGAGGACAAAGUCCCCGUUCUUUUGGCUCUGCUCUUGGGACUACAGCAUGCGCUGGCUAUGCUAGGCGGAGUUAUCUCGCCCCCCAUCUUGAUCGGAGGCACGGGUGGUGCCAACUUCGGAACGAAGGACUACGAAUACCUGGUUUCGACCUCCCUCAUCGUCUCCGGCUUAUUAUCCGCCGUUCAGAUGGCCCGUUUCCACAUCUACAAAACCCGAUUCUAUGUCGGAACUGGUUUGAUCUCCGUUGUCGGCACCUCGUUCGCAACCAUCACAGUAUCGUCAGGCACCUUCAACCAGAUGUACACGUCCGGUUAUUGCCCGGUAGAUAGCGAUGGAAACCGUCUGCCAUGUCCCAAGGGCUAUGGUGCUCUCUUGGGCACUUCGUGUCUCUGUUCUCUGCUCGAGAUUGGCUUGUCGUUCAUGAGCCCCCGGAUCCUGAAACGCAUCUUUCCACCAUUGGUGACGGGCCCUACAAUCCUGCUGAUUGGUGCAAGUCUGAUCCAGUCCAGUAUGGAGGAUUGGGCGGGUGGCUCGGGAACUUGUUUUACAAAUGCCGCCAGUCGUGCGCUAUGCCCUAGUGCAGACUCGCCGCAUGCUCUUCCUUGGGGCAGCCCGGAGUUCAUCGGGCUAGGCUUUUCAGUCUUUGUGACCAUCAUUCUGUGUGAACGGUUCGGGGCUCCCAUCAUGAAAUCCUGUGCGGUUAUCAUCGGCCUGCUGGUUGGAUGCAUCAUUGCCGCCGCUUGCGGUUACUUCGAUCGCUCGAGCAUUGACGCUGCCCCGGUGGCCUCGUUCAUCUGGGUCCGCACUUUCCCUCUCACGAUUUACGCACCGUUGAUCCUCCCACUCCUUGCCGUGUAUAUUGUGGUCAUGAUGGAGUCGAUCGGCGAUAUCACAGCCACCUGCGACGUGUCACAGGUCGAGGUGGAGGGACCUGCUUUCGACUCUCGCGUCCAGGGUGGUGUCUUGGGUAACGGCUUCACGUGUCUGCUGGCCGGACUGUGCACGAUCACCCCGAUGUCCGUCUUUGCCCAGAACAACGGUGUCAUCGCCUUGACCAAGUGUGCCAACCGCAAGGCCGGGUACUGCUGCUGUUUCUUCCUGGUGAUUAUGGGGAUCUUUGCCAAAUUUGCCGCGGCGCUCACCUCCAUCCCCAGCGCGGUCCUGGGCGGCAUGACGACGUUCCUCUUUUCGUCCGUUGCCAUCUCCGGGGUGCGCAUCAUCGCGACCGUUCCCUUUACGCGGCGCAACCGCUUCGUCCUGACGGCCUCGUUUGCCAUCGGCAUGGGCGUCACGUUGGUCCCUACCUGGUUCUCCUACUUCUUCACCUACAGCGGGGACAACCGCGGGCUGACCGGCCUGCUCGAUGCGAUCGACCUGGUUAUGAACAACGGGUUCGCUAUUACCGCCAUACUCGGCGUGAUCCUGAACCUCAUCAUUCCUGAGGAUGCCGGUGAGGAGGCGGCCGUUGUCGAGGCUAGGACGGAGCCCCGGACUGUGGAGCAGCCGGAUGAGUCGGAGGAUGCCCGGUAUAUGAAAGGGGAGCAUUCGUCGGGGGCUCUUGCUGUAUAA
This is a messenger RNA of Aspergillus homomorphus CBS 101889, 1758 nucleotides long. Its product is annotated as nucleobase:cation symporter-2 family protein. Gene Ontology annotation, cellular component: fungal-type vacuole; membrane. NCBI's taxonomy places the organism in Eukaryota, Fungi, Ascomycota, Eurotiomycetes, Eurotiales, Aspergillaceae. The record is from RefSeq and is a predicted model, not a curated record. Gene Ontology annotation, molecular function: xanthine transmembrane transporter activity. The transcript is spliced from 3 exons. Gene Ontology annotation, biological process: xanthine transport; transmembrane transport. Bases 1 to 1758 code for a protein of 585 amino acids.